AUGAAGAGAACGAGGGAGGAAGAAAGUGACGAUGAAAUAUUUGAAAGAAGAAGAAAAGUUCACAGACAAGACAAAGACGCAAAAGACGAGAUAGAAGAUCUUUUUGAGGAGGUUUCAUCAGAAAAUACGGUGGAGGAAAGAAGCGAAGAAAUGGACGCAUGGGGGAUAUCAGGCGGGGCAGCAGCGGGGAUUCUUCUGGAGAUAUUUGGAGACGGAACCGACUAUCUGCACGUGCUUGAGCACUAUGCCCGGCAGAACAGCCACGAGCAGAAAGAGAAGCAGGAGCAGGAGAUAGCCGUGAAAGCAGAGGCCUUCAGCACGGUAGAUAGGGAGGAGAUAGUAGGCAAAGUAACAGAGGCUCUUUUGGAAACUGUUUCUUCCUUUCCCAAAAAAGAGAUCGAGAUACUGGUUGCAAAUAUUGUUGAUGAUAAAAGUCUGGUCAAAAUCAUUUCAGAGUCGUUCCACUGCCUUGACGGCCCAGAGAACCACAUGGUUGUUCUGCAGGCCAUGCGUCUUGUCUCUUUGUACAGAGAAAAAGACAAAAUACUCGCACAGCUUCCCAAGACAGUGGAUAAGAGGGUGAAGACGGUAAUCUCCUGUGCGCACACGCUAAAAACCCCGGAGGAGUACACACAGCUGAUACAGUAUGUCUACAGGCUGCAGUCAAAUGUGUGUGCAGACGAAGACAGAGAGAUGGCUGCAGAGGUCACACAGAAAAUAGCAAACGUUUCGAUAUACCACACAGACCAUGCAGAAAUAGAGAGUGAUGGCCAGCAGAUGGAAAAAGAUCUGGAGGACAAAAAAGCCAGUUUGGCAAAUGAACAGAUACAAACAGGGCCGGUGCAGCAGAAGGGUCUUCUUUACAACCCGUGGAUAUUCAGAAUGGCAGUGGAGGUGGGCAUGGACAUAUCCGAGAUUGAAAUCCAGGGAAAAGAGACCGUGAGAGUAUUGGCGAACAAAAUAGCACACACGGACAUGUACAUCCUGCAGUCUCUCAAGAGAAGAGGCGUCUCGUACAGAAUUAUUUUGAAAAAAGAAGAGACAGUAGAGAAAAUAGCACAGAAGCUGGAAGGCAGUGUGCAGAGUAAAGAGAGGCUGAGAGAUGCCAUUGCAUACUUUAUAGAGAAGUCUGCAGAAGAGGUGAGCAGAGGGAUAGAAAGAGAGCUUGCGCUGAUCUCAGAAGAGUACGUGAAAAUAUCGCUCUUCAAAAAGGUAGAAGAAAUGCUCAGCGUAAAGCCUGGGAGAGAGAGUGUAGUUGGCGUGUGGCUGGACAAAGGAAGGCUGCGAUACCAUAAGACAGACCACAAGGGAGCAGUGAUAUCCAGCGGGAUAGCUCACAAUAAAGAGGGCUUGGAUCUGUCAGCUCACAUGGGUGUAAUCGCUAUGACAGGGAAAGGAUAUAAGCUGAAGCCAUUUAUGAAGUACAAAAACAAAAUGUACAUUGACGAGAGCCUGCUGAGCCUUAUGGAGGAGACAAAAGACCUGUCCAGUCUCCUAUGCAAGAUAGUGCGAUCUCCGCUCCCUGCAGCUGAAAAUGUGAUAAGCGCAGAGAAGCAUCUUCCCAUCAUAACUCCACUGCAAGAGAUGCUCCAGCACCAGGUGGCAAUGAGCGUGUUUGAAUACGCUGUGGCGUACAAAAGAGCAGAGGCGCAGGUGUGCCAGACAUACGACUAUGUCCAUCUGAAGAGGGAGCUGCUGGAGUUUGUAAAGAGCGGAGGCGAUCCUGCGGGCGUGGCAGUGGAUAGAUACUCAAGAUGCGAAGAGAUCCGCAGCGCAAUAAAAGAAACAGCAGUGCCCCACACGGGCUGGCUAAGGGCAGAGAACGAGCCCGUUAUAGAAAACGGCCUGUUUAGAAAGGCGUAUAGACACUGCAUAAAUAAGCUUAGAAACCAGUCUGAGGUGGCGGGGAUGGGAGCGCUUGACGCGAGAGAAAAGUUCCUUAUAUUCAACAACACAACAGAAGAAGAGCUAUUAUCUCUGCAGACAUCGUGGAGUCUCUUUUCAGGCAUAAAGAUAGCAAUGGAGGGGCGGGUGCUUGAGGGAGCCAUCUCCUGUAUCAACAGCAAUGAGACACACAUUCGGCUGGCUAAUGGCGUGUCUGCAGUGCUUGCACAGAAGGCGAGAGAAGGCCUUGUGGAUGGACAGAGGCUGCUGUUUCGCGUGGUAGAAGUAGACAUGCAGCAGAGCAGGGUGAUUGUCCAGGAAGAGAGGAAAGAUGAGAAAAGCCUGCUCAGAGCACACGCGCACUGGAGAGUAAAGAAUAUGCCUGCAAAGGCUGCAAACCGCAUGCUAAAGGACAAGAGCUUCGGAGCUUUCGUUCUGAGAGCUUCUGCCACGCACCCAGACUCGAUAAUCCUCACAAUUCGAAUAACAGAGCACCCAGAAAAGUGCUACUGUUCGCACAUCCGAAUCAAAGAGGUGAAGGAGGGGUACGAGCUGGAGGGCCGGCUGUUUAAAGACAUAGAGAGCAUCGCAGAGACGUACGUGCCAAACUAUCUGAAGACUCUGAAGCGUGUUAUGGGCCAUAGGAAGUUCACCACAGAGCCUGUGGAGUCGAUCAAGAAGAGACUUGUGUCCAGCAAACAGGACAAUAUCGCAGACAAGUAUGCUCUGUCAAUCUCAAAGACAUCGCUGGGGAGUGUAUCCUUUGUCUACAUGCGCAGUAGAGAGGAGGCUGCAGAGAUACUCCUGCACGUAGUGGAGAAAGGGCUCUACUUCAGCGGGAAAGUCUAUGCAAAGCCAGAUGAUUUUGUUAAUAGCUUUAAAGGCCUGGCGCACUGA
Nematocida minor is the source of this 2781-nucleotide messenger RNA. RefSeq lists its product as uncharacterized. The record is from RefSeq and is a predicted model, not a curated record. Gene Ontology annotation, biological process: nucleosome organization; mRNA transcription by RNA polymerase II; transcription elongation by RNA polymerase II. Lineage: Eukaryota; Fungi; Microsporidia. Gene Ontology annotation, cellular component: transcription elongation factor complex. The coding region runs from base 1 to 2781 and encodes 926 amino acids. The transcript has a single exon. Gene Ontology annotation, molecular function: nucleosome binding; histone binding.